This is a messenger RNA of Andrographis paniculata, 1009 nucleotides long. RefSeq names its product chaperone protein dnaJ C76, chloroplastic. The transcript has 7 exons. NCBI's taxonomy places the organism in Eukaryota, Viridiplantae, Streptophyta, Magnoliopsida, Lamiales, Acanthaceae. Bases 20 to 880 code for a protein of 286 amino acids. The record is from RefSeq and is a predicted model, not a curated record.
AGCAGAUCUUUGUUGAUCUAUGGCUAUGGCUAUGGCUAUGGAGCCCAUUUCCAUCUGCCCCUGCUAUCCCAAACCUCUCCCAAUUCACCUUUGCUCCCACUCCAUCAACGCCGGAUUCCUCCGCCGAUUCACAUCUGCACCAGCUUCGGCAUUAACAUUAAGAAGAUUAUUGAAAUUGAAAUCCCCCACGGCUUUUCCGUCGAGAGUAAGUUGCUGCAGCUACGGCACUGGGAACUGCAAUGGCAUUGGCGAUGACCUCUCCACCACUUCCUGGGCGUAUGAUGUGCUGGGACUCGACUCCGAUUGCACAUCUGACCAGCUCAAACACGCUUUUCGAAGCAAAGUGAAGCAGUUCCAUCCCGACGUAGUAAGCGAUGGGGAACAGAACUCGGACGUGAUGAUUCGGCGAGUAAUUCGAGCCUAUGAGAUAUUGUCCAACUGCAGCAGGUCAGAAAUAAUCGAGAGUGAAUGCAUGGAUCCAUUUGAUAAACCAGAAUGCGAGGCAUUCGAUGUCUUUGUCAACGAGUUUAUGUGCAUCGGAAAAGGCUGUCUGUAUUCAUGUGUAAACAGAGCAUCUCAUGCAUUUCAAUUUUCUUCGACAACUGGGACAGCGCGUGCAGUCUCUCAAGGACACGGUGAAGACUACCAAGUUCAGCUUGCAGUUGGCCAGUGUCCGAGAAGCUGUAUUCAUUACGUUACGCCAUCACAAAGAAUCGUUCUAGAGGAGCUUCUCUUUAGCAUCAUAGGCAUGCCGUAUGAUACUUCGGCUGACGCCGAGCUGCUUUAUUCCCUCAUUGUUAAAGCUACCUAUGAGAACAAUCGAUUUGACAUUCCAAAGAAGAAAGCCAAUGUCUCAAGCAAGCACGUCGAUUGGUUCUAAGGAGACUGCGGUUUGAUCUAUACACCCGUCCUCCUUAUUCCAUCGCAUUGUACAGUAAAAUGUGUUACAUAUUGUUUGUAUGUAUAAUAGAUACAAAUAAUAUGUAAAAAUCCGCAGCCGUUAAUCUUA